AAGUGAGUGCAUUCUCUCCCACUCAGGCACCUGUAUGUAAACCUGCCAUUGUUUAUUAGUAGGAGCACAAAGCAGGAGUAGUUUGUCAGCUGUUUUAUAUUGGAUUUAUGAAUGGAAUUUGUUUAUGUACAUGUAUCUAUCUCAUAUGUGAAGAUGCUUGCCUAUUGCGUCCUUUUCUUUGCAUUAGUGACCAUCACCUGGGGUCAGAACGAGAUCAUCACGGAAUGGACCGUAGAACAGUUCCCUAAUCCCAUGACACAGCCAGAAAAGUGUGGAGGAAUAAGGGGGCGGCCAUCUUAUAUUUGUGACCCAAAUAGUAUACUGACCUCUUCUUUUGCUGAACUUGAUCAUGCUUUGAACCAGACCUUCAUGGACACACAAUGUAUAUGCAGCGCCUAUAAAUGUCGUGAUCUGAAUUAUCGCCAUGGAGUUCACAUUUCUGUUGCCGUUCUGGCUAACCUCAAGUUAACCCAAGGGAGGACAUCAGCUUUACCGGAGGUGGAACAUUUUGCCCUGAAUUUGGAGAGCAAGCAUUGGAACUUUGGAGCUUGUGAUAAUGACAUUGUCAUUGUGUACUCCGCGGGAGAUAAUGUGAUAUACACCGCCACAGGAAGUGCUGCAAAUUACAUUUUAGAUACACAGAAAAUCAAGGACAUUACUAGUGCAAAUGGAAUUUACUUCAGGAACAAGAAUCCGAUGGCUGGUCUUUAUGCCAUGAUCAUGGAUUAUAGGAGUGUGUUUCAGGGAGGAUACCAAUCAUAUGCAUUGUACCAAGAAAGUCAAAAUGUCAGAGGAUUAGCUCACAUGGUUACAGCAUCAACUUCCUGUUUGCUGGUUGCCAUAGUUACAUAUUUAUACAACAAACUCUGAUUUUCACAGUCAGUAGAAGAAAAAAUAUCAGUUCCAUUUUGUGUCUUGACUGCAAAAGAACUAAAUUAUUGAUUUCAUUUUGAUGAAUUAGUCUUAAAUUAAUAACAUUUAAAAUAGAAACUUGAAAGUAUGAAUUUGAAUUAUUUCAGAUCUGAUUUACUAAAAUAUUGCAUAUACAAUAUAUAUUUCAUGAAUCCAGAGCUACAGUUUCCUUCAGAAAAACACAAGACAGUACAACUUCAGUGUUUUGUUUAUUUCUUUUUGACAUGUACAUCUUGUAUAUCAUUAUCAAAGAAAGACCUCUGUGACAAUGUUUUUGGAAAAUGAAAAUUCUGAACAGAAAAAAAUUAGGAAUUUAUAGGGAAAAGCUUUACCCCGUUACAAUUUUUUUUAAACUUUCUUAGCUGUAAAUGUUGAUGCAGAUGUAAUUUUAGGUUUUCAAUUUCAAAUUGUGCUUUUGUCACAUCUGAGGAGGUCAAUUUUGGCCGUCUUCUUAACAAUCUUUCUAGUGCAUCAGUGUGUCCUGAAUUUAACUCGUGAACAUAAUUUUUUUCUGAUUUUACAGAUUUAUAAUGCCAUUGAAAAUGAUAGCAUUUGUUAAUCUUUAAAAGGUAACAAAAAGUUUCUUUUCUUAUUUAAGCAUUGAGAUAUGUGUGUUGUGAAUAUACAUCAUGUAUUAUCAAGUAUUACCUCUUUUCAAAAAAAAAAUGUUUUGUUUUGAUCAAAGAGUUUAUGUCAAAAGAUCUGAUUUUUUGAUGCUAAAAAUGUUCUUUUUAUAUUUUUUUUGUCAUCUGUACAAACCAAUUUAAUAAAUAUAUAUUGUCUGUUUACUGUGCUUCAACAUUUUUAUCUGCUUUUUUAUACACUCCAAAUUUGUAAAGGUUAUGUUUUAGAUCAGUAAUAUAUUUUUUUUUUUCAUGUUAAACCCAUAGGAGCAUUCUUAUUGGUUAAUCUAGCAUGUUUUGGUAUACAUGUACAUUCGGUCUUGUUAUGUGUCAGAGUGAAUGCUUUACUGUUAAUCAAUUUUCCACUAUAAUUUCACUCUUUGACAAUUUGUUAUUUGUGACACUAUUCCUCUGAGGUUUAAAUAUGAAUCAUUUGUUACUUUCAAUAAAUCUUUGCAAAUUUACUGUCCACAAAAUUGAUGCAGGUUAAUGACAGCUAUAGGAAGGUGGUUUUCAGUAAGAGUGUGGGUCUGUGAGAAUGUGGAUUUAUUUGUGAUGUAUUUAAAUGUUUAUUUAUGAUGAUCAAAUGGUGCUUUCUAAUAUAAUGAAUUGUGUGUUUUUAUAACUUUAUACAGGGUUAAUGUGUAAGAAUAUAUAUUGUGAUUGUUUGUUAUGGAAUAUUAUUGUUUUUAAUUAAAAUGUUUCUGUUAAUGAAAAGUAGUGUUUUACAUUGUUUUGAAUGCCAAAAAAAAUUAUAGAAAUGCUAGGAAAAUGUUGUUCACAUAAAGUCACAACGGUUUUCUUUUUUUUUUUUAUCUACAGUGAAACCUGUGUAGUUCAUAUACUGUCUGUUCUAAAAUCUUGUAUAAUAUGACUUCCAGACCCAUUAAAUUCAGUUAGUAUAAUUUAGAAUUUAGUCUUACCUGGCCAAUUUCUUUGGAACCAGUGAAGUCAAGUUUCAUUGUAUUUCUUAUGUUACCAGAAUGUUGUUAAAAUAAGUUUAGAUUUUCAUUGUUAUUAAUGAACAUCAAUAUAACUUUGUUUUGUAUUGUUUUUAUCACUAAUUGAAAUAAAUCGACCUCUGUAUACACUUUUUGUUUGCUAUAUUUUGAGCUUAUUACAGUGUAGAGAUUGUCAUUUGAGAUGUCUUUUAAGGUUGUAAAAUAGCUAAAUACUUGUGUUCUUGUAGCUUUAUUAAGAGAAACCUUCUGGUAGCUAACAACGAAUAAAUGUGUGCUUGUGUUGGUGUUUUUACAUAGAUAUUUUGAUCAGUUAAAGUGAAUUGUCUUAGAAUAUUUUUCGCAGUUACUGAGGUUUUUGAUUAAUAUUUUAGACGAAGGUGUAAAUGAAAGCUGUUUGAAAAUCAGUCCACACCUUUUAUCAUAAAUGUAUAUUAAUGCUUCCAUGUAAAUAUUUAUAUUUUAUCAAACAUGAUUAACCUGUCCAGAAAUACUCAGUAUAGGGGUAUGUCUAUUCCCUUAAUAUAUCAUUUUUUAUGGAUUUUAAAUUUAGAAGGUUAGUUUAUAUUUGUAGAAAAGUAAUAUUUUUCUUUAUUUUACUUGUUUUUAAUUUUUAUUCAAAACUGUAUUUUCUGAAAGCUGAUUUUUAGUUUAAAGAAAUGUUAUAAAAGAUAGAAUUUAAUAAUGAUAAUAAUUAAAUAAAAUCUGAUUUAAUUAAACCAUAUAAAAGAUUCCACCUAUUUCUUGUUUCCUGCUAUCCCAGUGAAAUUUUGAGGCAUUAAUUUUUGUUGUUGAUUCGUCAGCUUCCUUCAUGCAAGGUAUUUAAAUCAGUAUCCACAGCAAGUAUGUACAUAAUUGUAGAAAUUAUAUUUUAUCAUAUUGAGAACAUAAAUUAAUGCUUCUAGUAUGUACAUUGGGUAUGAGGUUUUACGAUAACCAUUUUACAUUACAUGGAAAAUAUAACUAAAUGAUUCUGUGUUUUUUUUCCACUUCAAAUUUAUUAACUGUAAAAAUCAUUAAGAUAAUUUUUUUUCCCACAAAGUAGGAUUGUUUAUGCUUUAGUUAUUAUCUUGAAUGUAUGUAGUCACUGGUCUAUAUGAAAUAAAAUAUUUUGUAUACAACA
Messenger RNA from Saccostrea cuccullata (small rock oyster), 3617 nucleotides. RefSeq lists its product as uncharacterized. The record is from RefSeq and is a predicted model, not a curated record. The transcript has 6 exons. Gene Ontology annotation, cellular component: membrane; acetylcholine-gated channel complex. Lineage: Eukaryota; Metazoa; Mollusca; Bivalvia; Ostreida; Ostreidae. Bases 112 to 870 code for a protein of 252 amino acids.